Erpetoichthys calabaricus (reedfish) is the source of this 2071-nucleotide messenger RNA. It is a transcript of the gene mchr2a, whose product is annotated as melanin concentrating hormone receptor 2a. Bases 437 to 1471 code for a protein of 344 amino acids. The record is from RefSeq and is a predicted model, not a curated record. Gene Ontology annotation, cellular component: membrane; neuron projection. NCBI's taxonomy places the organism in Eukaryota, Metazoa, Chordata, Cladistia, Polypteriformes, Polypteridae. Gene Ontology annotation, biological process: neuropeptide signaling pathway. Gene Ontology annotation, molecular function: G protein-coupled receptor activity; neuropeptide binding. The transcript is spliced from 6 exons.
AUACGAGCAUGUCAGCUUUUUAUUAACGGUGGCAGGUCUGAAUCGGUUACCAUUUCAGGCGGUAAAACGCCACCGGUCUUCUUUUCAGUCUCUACUGUAUUAUUUAUUGACAACUAUUGGAGUCACAAAGGACUGAGAGCAAGCGAUAAGACGCAGCAGCGGACAAAUGUAAAUCCCGAUGUCUGAUGGUCCGAGUGAAUCACUCGGGUCAGUCUCGAGCUUGGGCGGCUUCUUGCUGCGAGGCAGCGCUACAGCAGAAACGGCAGGCGAGUGGCAUCCGUCGGACGAUCACUUCCUUCACUUUCGGUGGAGUUACGUCUUUCGUGUGACGGGCUGCAGGACAGUACGAAGAAAAUAAAACUGCGGAUCUAAACAGCCUUCGAUUUCUUCAUCGUUACUUUCAAGAGAUUAAAAGAAGAAAAGGGACUUCUUUAAAAUGAAUGGCAUUCAGUCACUACAUUGGAACAUUACACAAGAGUCUUUCAAUAUCUCCUGGAAUUCGGAUGAUGAUUUUUAUGAACUUGACAUUAUGGUCGAGACUGUGAUCCUUCCUUCUCUUAUUGGAGUCAUCUGCUCAACUGGAUUUGUUGGAAAUAUCUUCAUUUUGCUGACUGUCUUAAGGUCUGCAAAGAAGACCAUCCCAGAUGUAUAUAUUUGUAACUUGGCGGUUGCUGACCUAGUUCAUGUUAUUGGAAUGCCAUUCUUGAUUCACCAAUGGGCACGAAGAGGAGAGUGGGUUUUUGGAAGUCCCCUUUGUACCAUCAUUACAUCACUAGACACAUGCAACCAGUUUGCAUGUAGUGCAAUCAUGACUGCCAUGAGCUUGGACAGGUAUCUUGCACUUGUGCAUCCUUUUCGUCUGACAAGCCUCAGAACGAGGUCAAAGACCAUAAGAGUUAAUCUGUGUCUUUGGGCCUUCUCUUUCAUCCUAGUUCUACCUGUGUGGGUCUACUCUAAAGUCAUUAAAUUCAAAGAUGGCUUUGAAAGUUGUGCAUUUGAUUUAGCUUCACCUUAUGAGGUUCUUUGGUAUACAUUGUACUUGACCAUUACUUCUUUCUUUUUUCCACUUCCUCUUAUUCUGCUCUGUUACAUCUCCAUACUUUGCUAUACCUGGAAGAUUUAUAAACAGAACAAGAAAGCUCAAAGGUACAGUACAACCAUUCCACGUGAGAGAGUAAUGCGUUUGACUAAAAUGGUCCUGAUACUGGUGGGCGUUUUUCUUUUGAGCAUAGCACCCUAUCAUGUGAUUCAGCUGGUAAACCUGCAGAUGAUAAAGCCAACACUUACAUACCACGUGUGUUAUUACAUUUCCAUCUGCCUCAGCUAUGCUAGCAGCAGUAUUAAUCCUUUCCUUUACAUAUUUUUGAGUGGAAAUUUCCGCAAAAGACUUACAAAUUGCACUAAUAUACGGAAGAAGAAGAAUGAGAGGGAACCUAAUAAUAUUGAAAGUACCCUAAAGUCAAGUUUUUAGAAAUUUGAUGAACAUUAAAUCAAGAUCUUCAAUAUGUAAACAAAGGCUAAAUACAAAAAUAAUAAGCUACUUCUCAAAAGAUCUCUACAGAUAUUAUAUUUGACAAGAAGUAUUAAAGGAAAUGUCAUAAAAUUUUCCUUUGUAAAAGAUGUUUAAAGGGGUGGAACAAAUAAGAACCUGGGGUUCAGCACUCAACCCUGGAUGUCUGCAUAUUCUCUCUGUUUCCACUGGGUAUUCAUGUUGUCUCUCACAUUUCAAACACUUGCCAACUCUGUCAACUCUAAAUUGAUGUGGUACGAAUCACUCAUAGGUUAAUGUGCAUAUCUGUCUGUGCUUUAUGAUUGACUGUUGUCUAAUCCACGAUUUGCUCCUACCUUAAAACCAAGGCUUUUUGGCGAGACUGUGGUACACUAUGGUCCUGUAAUGGACUAAACAGGUUGAAAUGGAGAAAACAUUUUAAAAGCAAAACUUUUACUCAUACUAUUGAGAAUACUUUACAGUUUAAUUAAUGUGUUAACAUUAAAUUCAUUUUGUUCAUAUAUGUGCCAAAUUUCCCCGGGUCUAUCUUUAUAGAAUUUAUUUUUGCACUUUUCACAACAC